Metarhizium album ARSEF 1941 is the source of this 855-nucleotide messenger RNA. RefSeq names its product electron transfer flavoprotein alpha-subunit. Gene Ontology annotation, cellular component: mitochondrion. The transcript is spliced from 2 exons. The record is from RefSeq and is a predicted model, not a curated record. The coding region runs from base 1 to 855 and encodes 284 amino acids. Gene Ontology annotation, molecular function: electron transfer activity; flavin adenine dinucleotide binding. Lineage: Eukaryota; Fungi; Ascomycota; Sordariomycetes; Hypocreales; Clavicipitaceae.
AUGGAUUCAUUGCCGGUAGAAAUGUAUCGGCUGCCGCCCAAGCGGCUUCCAGAGUUGAGGGAGUUGAACAAGUUAUCAAGGUUGAGAGCAUCGCGUACGAGAAGGCAAGGCCUUCCGGAGACUUACGCUCCCCUGCUUGUGGAGAACAUAAAAAGGGGUAAAUAUACCCACGUCGUUGCAGGACAUACUGCUUUUGGGAAGAACCUCUUGCCGAGAGUGGCCGCUUUAUUAGACUCUCAGCAAAUUUCCGAUAUUACUGCCAUCGAAAAUGACAAGACCUUUGUGCGGCCCAUAUAUGCUGGAAAUGCUAUUGCGACUAUUGAGUCUUCGGACUCGGUCAAGGUCAUCACCAUUCGAGCUACCGCCUUCGCUUCUGUUACUCCCGGCGCAGGGUCAGCUGCCGUUAUAGACGGAGUAGAUCCUAAAGCUGAUACUUCGGCAGCAUGGGUGUCGGAAGAUCUAGCGAAGUCGGACAGACCAGAUUUGGGUAGCGCUUCAAAGGUUGUCUCCGGAGGCCGAGGUCUGAAGUCGAAGGAUGAUUUUGACAAAGUCAUACUCCCUCUCGCUGAUGCACUGGGUGCUGCGGUCGGUGCAUCUCGCGCGGCUGUCGAUAGUGGGUAUGCAGACAAUAGUCUUCAGGUCGGUCAGACGGGCAAGGUUGUGGCCCCGGAGCUUUAUAUGGCCGUUGGAAUCUCUGGCGCAAUUCAGCACUUGGCCGGUAUGAAAGACAGCAAGGUGAUUGCUGCAAUUAACAAAGACGCCGACGCUCCUAUAUUUCAGGUUGCAGAUGUUGGCCUAGUUGGUGAUCUGUUUGAGAAAGUACCGGAGUUGACAGAGAAGCUGAAGAGUAGCUAA